GCCGCGAAUUCAACGAUGGCGGCGUGUCUCCGGUUUACAAAGCGCGUCUGGCAAUCUUUCAUCGAGACCAAGGGCCACGACGUGCAAUGCUUCCCGAAUCUCGCCAUCAACCGCGCCAGACCAGGCAAGGUCGAGUGUUCUCUAAAGAUCGAGCCCUAUAACGUCAACCGCGUUGGUACGGUCCACGGCGGCCUCCUCCUCUCGCUGACGGACACGGUCGGCUCGCUCGCGGUCGCGACGCACGGCAAGUACAUGACGGGCGUGUCGACGGAUAUCGGGACGACGUUCGUCAAGCCCGCGGGGAAGCCCGGGGACGUGCUCAGCGCGGUGGGCGUGCUGACUGGGAUGGGGAAGUCGUUGGCGUUUACGAGGGUGGAGUUUUUUAAUGCGAAGGGAGAUUUGGUCGCGUAUGGGCACCAUACGAAGUAUGUGGGCAGGUCGCAUACACAUGAUAAGAACGUCACGUUCACGGAAGACGGCGAGAGUGUGGUCGAGGGACAAGAUAUAGAUUAACUGUCAGCCGGGGACAAGUAGAAUGUGCUCAUACAUGUGCAACGCAAUAUAUAGAUGAUAACGGUAUAUCCACAGCAUACAUAUUCUCCAAUAUAACCCGUACGACCAUUACAAUUCUUUCACCUUCUCCGCAAACCUCUCCACCAACGCCGUAUGGCUCUCCCGCAUCUUCCCCUCCACGAACCACCUCACGACCCACGGGCACGUCACCUCCGCCCUCUCCAGCAACACCAGCCCCUCCUGCCGCUC
Gloeophyllum trabeum ATCC 11539 is the source of this 762-nucleotide messenger RNA. Its product is annotated as Thioesterase/thiol ester dehydrase-isomerase. Bases 16 to 513 code for a protein of 165 amino acids. The record is from RefSeq and is a predicted model, not a curated record. Gene Ontology annotation, molecular function: fatty acyl-CoA hydrolase activity. The transcript is spliced from 9 exons. NCBI's taxonomy places the organism in Eukaryota, Fungi, Basidiomycota, Agaricomycetes, Gloeophyllales, Gloeophyllaceae.